Coregonus sp. 'balchen' is the source of this 19786-nucleotide messenger RNA. Lineage: Eukaryota; Metazoa; Chordata; Actinopteri; Salmoniformes; Salmonidae. The record is from the annotation of a GenBank genome assembly.
AUGUACAAAGCAGUGCUCCACCCUGGAGGCACCUACAUCUUCUCAGGAUUCAUGCUCAGCUGUUCGUGGAAGGUGAUGUCUUGUAUUGUAUAUUAAACAUGUAGCCAAUUUUUUAUUCCACCUGGUGGAAACUAUCCCAUCUUUUUCCUGGGCAUUGCUUUCUAUUUAUUUAGUGCGUUCUGCAACUUGACCUUGCUGUCCAUCAUCGUCAUGAAUAAUAACACUGAAUAAUGUCAUAGGCCUGUUUAACACGGCAGUCAUGCAGAUUAUAAAUGUAUCUGUUCAGAUUUUUUCCUAUGUGAAGAUUCUAAUCACUUGCUUGGGUACAAGGAAGUCUGAAGCUAAGAGUAAGGCUUUGAACACCUGCGUGGCACAGUUGGUCAUAUUCUUCAUAUUUGAGGUUGUAGGAAUCUUCACCAUUUUAUCAUACAGACUCAAGAAUGUCUCAGCUGACUUGCAAAAGAUUAUGGGCAUGCUCAUCUUUCUAGUAUCUCCACUUCUGAAUCCAAUUGUUUAUGGGCUGAACGCAAGUGAAAUACGAAUCACUCUAUUGAAAGUAUUUCUCAACAAAGUAUCAGUCUGAACCUAUUAUAAACAUGGUGUGUAAUGACAGUUCACAGUCAGUCCAGAUGUGGGGCAAAGUGUAUUGUUUCUGCUCUGAAGACAUACAACGGAAAUAGUUACAUAAUACAUUUUAGUCAUUUAGCAGACGCUCUUAUCCAGAGCGAUUAGUGAUUGCAUACAUUAUUUUUGUAUUUUUCAUACUGGCCCCCCAUGGGAAUUGAACCCACAACCCUAGAGUUGCAACCACCAUGCUCUACCAUCUGAGCUACAUCCCUGCCGGCCAUUCCCUCCCCUACCCUGGACGACGCUGGGCCAAUUGUGCGCCGCCCCAUGGGUCUCCCAGUCGCGGCCGGCUACGACAGAGCCUGGAUUUGAACCAGGAUCUCUAGUGGCACAGCUAGCACUGCGAUGCAGUGCCUUUGACCACUGCGCCACUCGGGAGUUAUUCUCUUCCGGUAGUUCAUCACUACAUCUGUGCUUACAGUGCAUUAUUAAACAAUGCACAUUAUACCAUAGCUUCAAAUCAUCCAUCAAACUAUAAUUUCAACCUCAUGGACUGGCAGUCCCUGUAUCUCCAGCCCCAUCUCUCAGUUUACCAAACAAAGUGGGUCAAGCUGGGUCAAGCUGUUGAAAUUAGAGAUUGUGCUUUGAGUUUAAAGAUGUAUCCCUUCUCCUUACCUUUAUUUAACUUUCAAGUUUUUAAAAAAAAAGUUAAAAAAAUAAAUGUAUUUUCAAUUAAUUCCCAGCUUUAGAAAGCAUUUGUUUAAACGUACAAGGUUAAACAAAAAGGUCAAAUAUGGGAUGAGAAAUUAUGUUAAAAGGUGCUGUGCUAUCUGUGAUUGGUACAUCCAUUUUUUUAAAUUUUAAAUUAAUUAUAUAUACCCACUGGUUCUUGAAGAAUGCCUCAUUAGCUUAGUUCAAGUGUCGUACUCUCAUCAGAACCCAAAAUGUACACUUGUUUCACUCCAUUGUAAACAAUUUAAUUGUAAACAAACACUCAUGCUUAAAACUAUAAUUUUGAUAUCAUGGACGGUCAGUUCUUGCAUCUAUAGCUAUGUCUAUGAAUUUGAGAGAGGUUACAGUUAUACAGCCCCUUUUUAGCUCAGUUGGUAGAGCAAGGUAUUUGUAACGCCAGGAUAGUGGGUUCAAAUUCUGGGACCACCCAUACAUAAAAUGUAUGCAAGCAUGACUAUAAGUCGCUUUGGAUAAAAGCUUCUGCAUGUUGGCUGUUUACCAAAACAGUGGCGGGUUGUACCUUUGUUAUUGUUUGAACUGCAGAUUGCCCCUUAAAAUGAAAAUAGUAUAAAUACUAUUUCUGGCCCUUGAUUUGUAUAGCACGAGGAGUAAUUAUGCUGGUAUUUUUCCCUAUAACAUUUUUAUUUAAUAUUUUACUGUUUUCUAAAUGUACAAUUUAUUUUCUACUUUGGCCUCUAUUCAAUCUGUAAAUCUGAAGCGUUAAAGAUUCUGCGAUAUAAAUGUAAAAGUAAUAUGCAGGCAGCGUUUACUCUGAAUGCUGUCUCCGCUAAAGCAGAACCAUUACCUUUAAAUUUCAAUCACACAGUAAAGCUGAACUUCCGUGGUACUGAUUGAAUAGAGGCUUUUGUAAUUUUGGGCAAUUUUGAAAGCGUUGUGAUUUUACAAUAAAGCCUUUUCAUAGGUCAUUACUGGCUUCAGAAAGAAAGUGAAAUGUUUAUUUCUGUUAACGUUUAAAAUAUACGUGAGUACUGUCUUGCAUGUUGUCACGUUCGUUUACAGACGGGUCAGACCAAGGCGCAGCGUGAUAUGCGUACAUGUUUAUUUUAAUGAAUAAACAACCGACAAAACAAUAAACAAACGAAACGUGAAGUCCAAGGUAGAACACAACACAUACCUACACGGAACAAGAUCCCACAACCCACUAGUGCCAAUAGGCUGCCUAAGUAUGGUCCCCAAUCAGAGACAACGAGCUACAGCUGCCUCUGAUUGGGAACCACACCGACCGCACAACAUAAACAUAACAGGGUAGGAGCCGGGUGGGCAUUCCGCCUUGGAGGCGGAUCCGGCUCAGGGCGUGACGACCACUUACUCUCCGCCUCCCUGUUGCGCCUCUGGUCUGGUCUGGACCACGGCGCGCUGCUUCCCCUCUCCUUCCUCCCACAAAGUACCAAGCCCUGUCUGGACCCUGGUGUGGGACACCCCGAACCUGGAGAGGGGCUGACGUCUGGGUCUGGACUGGAGCCGCUGACCGGAGCUGGACCGGGCACCGGUGGAGGAGACUGCACAGGCUCCGGACUGGAGCCGCUGACCGGAGCUGGACUAGGCACUGGUGGAGCGGACUAAUCUGGCUCCGGAGUGGAGCAGCUGACCGGAGCUGGAUCAGGCACCGGUGGAGCGGACUGCUCUGUCUCCGGAGUGGAGCAGCUGACCGGAGCUGAACUGGGCACCGAUGGAGCGGACUGCUCUGGCUCCGGAGUGGAGCAGCUGACAGGCACGGGCCGUGCCGGACUGGACACACGCACCACUGGCUUGGUGCGAGGGGCAGGAACAGGCCGGGCCGGGCUGGCGACGCGCACCACUGGCUUGAUGCGAGGGGCAGGAACAGGCCGGGCCAGGCUGGCGACGCGCACCACUGGCUUGGUGCGAGGGACAGGAACAGGCCGGACCGGGCUGGCAACGCGCACCACUGGCUUGGUGCGAGGGGCAGGAACAGGCCAGGCCGGGCUGGCAACGCGCACCACUGGCUUGGUGCGAGGGGCAGGAACAGGCCGGGCCGGCGACGCGCACCACUUGCUUGGUGCGAGGGGCAGGAACAGGCCGGGCCGGGCUGGUGACGCGCACCACUGGCUUGGUGCGAGGGUCAGGAACAGGCCGGGCUGGGCUGGCGACGCGCACCACUGGUUUGGUGCGAGGGGCAGGAACAGGCCGGGCCGGGCUGGCGACGCGCACCACUGUCUUGGUGCAAGGGGCAGGAACAGGCCGGACCGGGCUGGCGACGCGCACCACUGGCUUGGUGCGAGGGGCAGGAACAGGCCGGGCCGGGCUGGCGACGCGCACCACUGGCUUGGUGCGAGGGGCAGGAACAGGCCGGACCGGGCUGGCGACGCGCACCACUGGCUUGGUGCGAGGGACAGGAACAGGCCGGACCGGGCUGGCGACGCGCACUACUGGCUUGGUGCGAGGAGCAGGAACAGGACGGGCCGGACUGGCGACGCGCACCACUGGCUUGGUGCGAGGGGCAGGAAUGGGUCGGGCCGUACUGGGAACACGCACCACUGGCUUAGUGUGGGAAGCAGGAACGGGCCGGACCGGACUGUCGUCACGCACCACUUGCUUGGUGCGAGGAGCGGGACUGGGUUCCUUUAUUAACCCCCGCUCCUUCUGCUGCCUAACCAGCUCCUCUCGCCGUGCCUCUACACUUUCCUUCUCCCUUAUAGCCUCCUGUAGCGCCUCCCUCUGACCGAAUAUCUCCUGCUCCCUCUGAACCAAUAGCCCCCGUAACAUGGUGGCCUCCUCUCCUAAUCUGGCGAUCCGCCCUUUAACGGCCUCCUGCUGCCUAGUCGUCCACACCGUGUGCCCCCCCCCCCCCCCCCCCCCCCCCCCCAAAUAUUAUUUGGGUUGCCUCUCGGGUCUCCGUCGUCGGCACUGCUGGCGCCGUAACAACCGACAAAACAAUAAACAAACGAAACGUGAAUUCCAAGGUAGAACACAACACAUACCUACACAGAACAAGAUCCCACAACCCACUAGUGCCAAUAGGCUGCCUAAGUAUGGUCCCCAAUCAGACACAACGAGCUACAGCUGCCUCUGAUUGGGAACCACACCGGCCAACAUAGAUCUACACAUAAUAGAACCUAUAACAUAGAACAACACAACACAUAAUAUACACACCCUGACUCAACAAAUAGGAGUCCCCAGAGUCAGGGCGUGACACAUGUACAAAAUGUCUUCAUAGAUCACAUAGCCAACGAUGUACAGUACACAGUAAUUUACCACAAUAGAACAUCAUUAUGUAUUUAGAUACAGUAAUUAAUACAUCAUCAUGCAAUCAUCCCAACAACCAAUCACUUAGUCUUGAGUUACGUCAGAAUGUGUGAGUGGUUCUCUGGGAUUACUGUCACAUGAAUCUGUCUCCUUUAAAUAACAUUCUACUGCACAAGGAGUUGGGGCUUUAUUUCUGCUAGUGCCACAGCUCUCUCCAAACUAGUUUAGAAAGAUUGACAACAUAAUAGCAGGGUAUUGUUUGCUUUUAGACAGAACGUAACAGACAGGUAAACCCUCAGGUAAGCUAUACCACUCAUCUGAAUAACGUGCCGUAUACUUACAUACACAUUGCUUUAAUGCAGAGUACAUGUUAAAUUAAAGACAAUAUAUGUUUAAAAUUAUAAACUACAAUAUACAGUGACUGAAUACAACCAAUCUGAAAAUUCAGUUAAUAUGUUAAUAAGAACCCUACAGUAAGCUAGACUGGAACUGACUAGCUUUAGAUAAGUUUUUGCUAGUAUUGAGUCAGAUUUGCAUACCAAGUAGUUUAAUAGCACUUUAAAAUGUGUACAUGAGAUUUGCUUUUCUUCCUUUACAGGUAUUUGAUGAUGGCGGGCCAGACUCUUAAUCAGACAUUCAGUUACAACCUGCAGAUUGCCAGUUUUGACAUCCCUACCCCAGUGAACUACCCUGUGUUCACCAUGGGUCUCCUGCUCUAUCUGUUCUCUGUCUUCUGUAACCUCACCAUCAUACUGUUGAUCAUCACACAGCAGACUCUCCACAAGCCCAUGUUUUACAUCCUCUUCAGUCUCCCCCUGAAUGACCUGAUAGGAAUCAGCGCUAUGCUACCGAGGGUGUUGGCAGACAUCGUGACACAGACUCACUCUGUGUACUACCCCACAUGUGUUUUUCAAGCCUUUCUUUGUCACAUGUACGGAGGUGGUGUGCUUUUUGUACUUGCAGCGAUGUCAAUUGAUAGAUAUUUUGCCAUUUGCAAACCACUGCAAUACCCCUCGAUCAUGACACCUUUGACACUAUGUGUCAUUAUAUCAGCUGCUUGGGGCCUUGACCUGGCCAUGAUACUGGCCCUGUUUGCUCUUCAGUCCCGAGUUAAGAGGUGCAAGGCUUACAUACUAAAUAUCUAUUGUGACAACCCCUCUCUACUUCGCCUCUCAUGUGGAGAAGAUCUCACAGUUAACAACAUUUAUGGUUUGGCUAUGACAGCGGUUAUGCAGAUUAUCAGUGUGGGUAUUCAGCUAUUUUCCUAUAUUAACAUUCUUGUAAUAUGCAUAAUUAAUCGACAAUCUGACACCAAGAGCAAGGCUGUAAACACCUGUGUCGCUCAGCUAGUAACAUUUUUCCUUUUUGAAUUUACUACCACCUUUGUAAUACUGUCAUAUCGCUUUCAGAACAUACCUCCUAAUGCACAGAAACUGUGUGGUAUGAUGAUCUACCUUCUCCUGCCAAUUAUUAAUCCAAUUAUAUAUGGGAUGAAAACAAGGGACAUCAGAACAGCAUUUUUCAUGGUGGUGAGGAGAAAAAAGAUAGCAUUCACGUGAACGUUUAAUGAAUGUCAGCUCCACACUGGUUUCCUGUGUGUCUUGGGGCUCAUGUGUAUAUCUCUAGCUCCACUAAUCAUUGGGGGGAAAUAGAAAAAUGAAUCAGUUUUGUGGCAACAUCAACUUACUCUGCUUUGUGAUCUAGGGAUAUCAAUAAACAGUCAUCGUAACAUACCUAACAUCUGUUUAAUACCUUUCUUACUUGACUUGUUUAAUAUUAUUAUUCAAUCAAAUGGAUAGGUUAGGCAGUGGCCUCUUUAAAGGAUUGUUAUGCUCUUUCAUAUUUUUGUCAUAGUUUUAAUAUACAGUACCAGUCAAAAGUUUGGACACACCUACUCAUUCCAGUGUUUUUCUUUAUUUUUACUAUUUUCUACAUUGUAGAAUAAAAGUGAAGACAUCAGAACUAUGAAAUAACACAUACGGAAUCAUGUAGCAACCAGAAAAAAUGUUAAACAAAUCUAAAUAUAUGUUAUAUUUGAGAUUCUUCAAAGUAGCCACCCUUUGCCUUGAUGACAGCUUUGCACACUCUUGGCAUUCUAUCAACCAGUUUCAUGAGGUAGUCACCUGGAAUGCAUUUCAAUUAACAGGUGUGCCUUGUUAAAAAUUAAUUUCUGGAAUUUAUUUCCUUCUUAAUGCGUUUGAGCCAAUCAGUUGAGUUGUGACAAGGUAGGGGGUGUACACAGAAGAUAGCCCCUAUUUGGAAAAAUACCAACUCUAUAUUAUGGCAAGAACAGCUCAAAUAUGCAAAGAGAAACAACAGUCCAUCAUUACUUUAAGACAUGAAGGUGAGUCAAUUCGCGCUAUGGUGAUACUGGCUCUCAUGAGGACCGGCACAGGAAAGGAAAACCCAGAGUUACCUUUGCUGCAGAGAAUAAGUUCAUUAGAGUUACCAGCCUCAGAAAUUGCAGCCCAAAUAAAUGCUUCAGAGAGUUCAAGUAACAGACAGAUCUCAACAUCAACUGUUCAGAGGAGAUUACGUGAAUCAGGCCUUCAUGGACUAAUUGCUGCAAAGAAACCACUACUAAAGGACACCAAUAAGAAGAAGAGACUUGCUUGGGCCAAGAAACACGAGCAAUGGACAUUAGACCGGUGGAAAUCUGUCCUUUGGUCUGAUGAGUCCAAAUGUGAGAUUUUUGGUUCCAACUGCCGUGUCUUUGUGAGACGCAGAGUAGGUGAACGGAUGAUCUCCGAAUGUGUGGGUCCCACAGUGAAGCAUGGAGGAGGAGGUGUGAUGGUGUGAGGGUGCUUUGCUGGUGACAUUGUCAGUGAUUUAUUUAGAAUUCAAGGCACACUUAACCAGCAUGACUACCACAGCAUUCUGCAGCGAUAUGCCAUCCGGGACUAUCAUUUGUUUUUCAACAGGACAAUGACCCAAAACACACCUCCAGGCUGUGUAAGGGCUAUUUGGCCAAGAAGGAGAGUGAUGGAGUGCUGCAUCAGAUGACCUGGCCUCCACAAUCCCCCGACCUCAACCCAAUUGAGAUGGUUUGGGAUGAGUCGGAGGGCAGAGUGAAGAAAAAGCAGCCAACAAGUGCUCAGCAUAUGUGGGAACUCCUUCAAGACUGAUGGAAAAAUAAUUCUAGGUGAUUACCCCAUGAAGCUGGUUGUGAGAAUGCCAAGAGUGUGUAAAGAUGUAAUCAAGGCAAAGGGUGGCUACUUUGAAGAAUCUAAAAUAUAUUUUGAUUUGUUUAACACUUUUUUGGUUACUACAUGAUUCAAAAUGUGUUAUUUCAUAGUUUUGAUGUCUUCACUAUUAUUCUACAAUGUAGAAAAUAGUAAAAGUAAAUAAAAACCUUUGAAUGAGUAGGUGUGUCCAAACUUUUGACUGGUACUGUAUAUAAAGUUGUUUCAUAUAGAUUGGUAUAUUGCAAGAUGACUUCAGCGUGGAAAGUUCUGUCAUGUGAAUAAGUAGUCCUGCAAUUUCCCAAGUCCCCCAGACUGAACCACUUGGGGCCAUGGUAUUUUACAUUUUAUUCAUUUAGCAGACGCUCUUAUCCAGAGCGACUUACAGGAGCAAUUAGGGUUAAGUGCCUUGCUCAAGGGCACAUCGACAGAUUUUUCACCUAGUCGGCUCGGGGAUUAGAACCAGCGACCUUUCGGUUACUGGCACAACGCUCUUAACCACUAAGCUACCUGCCGUAUUAUACUGCUCAAUCUGCCAAGAAAUCCUGUUCAACAACAUAUUGUUAAUAGGUAAGAUUACAAAUUAUUAUUCAAUUGAAUAUAAAAGCCUAUUUUUUUCUGUGGGGUUGAGCAGACUAUGAGACAGUUGUAUGUGUAAUUGGUACUCUUACCCAGUCCCAAUGAUUUAACUAAGGCAUUUAGAAGGCCUUGUGGUUGUGUACUGUUAGGUUACACAGUCCCAAUGACGUAAAGGCCCAGUGUAGUCAAAAACCUGAUCUUCCUGUGUUUUAUAUAUUUAUGGGUUGGGAUAAUACUGUGAAAAUUAGAAAAUUAUGAUAAUGCCCUUUUAGUGUAAGAGCUGUUUGAAAAUACCACCAGAAAUUUCCACCUGUUUUGGUGGGAAGGCGUUUUGGUCACCAGGCAGUAAAUUAGUAAAUAGACCAAUUAGAAAUAGAGCUCCAAACCUCUGCCAAUAACAUCUCAUUUUUCCCCUCCCCACUAAGAACACUCCCAGAAAGUUCUAGCAAUAUUCUUGAUUGAGAAAUUGCUCUUUGCUAAUAAGCUAUUUUUGUUUCUUUUUGACUAUUUUAAUUGAAAACAAACACAAUAUGGUACUUAAUUGUUACCCAAAAAUGAUUUGAUAUUGAGAUAAAAACAGCUGCAUUGGACCUUUAAGUAAGGCCUUUGGAAGGCCUUGUGGUUGUGUACUGUUAGGUUAGGAGGUGUGACUUUUAGGGGGCAGGUGUGACUACAGCUGCACUCCACAACCGGGACACCAUGGAAACCCUGGGGGCCUUCCUUUUGUCUCUCUGUCACAGCUUACCUGUCGUCCGGGGCUGCAUCUAUAAUCACCACUGAUUAUGUUUGGACUCUCUGGGACUAUCAUGACCUGCCCGCUCUCCUCUACUUCUCAUGAUGUGCAGUGAAGCGAGCCAGUGGCCUACCCAUCUGUCAACAUGCUUUUGGUAUUGAAUUACCCACAGAACUUUGAGCUUAGACAGUUUGAGCUUAGUCUACCGAUACGCAUACUGGUUUCAUACACAUUGGGCUGUUUUAAAGGGAUAGUUCACACACAUUUCAAGUGUACAGAUAACUGGCAAGUAUAUGGAUCAUGAUAGUCAGCAACCGAAAACGGGGCUUAGUUUACCUACUCAGAACAUAUCAUUAGCAUCAUUGAAUGCAAAACAAUGGGAGGGGUAGAACCAGUGCUUGACCUUGACUGAAAUAGGUGCCGGUACUCAUUUUGGGUGCCGGUACUGUUUAUAUUUAGGUGCAGGAGCUCCACAAUACUUUUGAGCUAAUAGUCUUUAAGAGGAACAGGAGCUCAAACAGUAGAACAUGUGAGGCACUAAAUUGAAACUGCAAAAUAUGUGACAAAGAAAUUAACUUUUUGUCCUGAAUACAAAGCGUUAUGUUUGGUGAAAACUCUAUAUAUUUUCAAGCAUGGUGGUGGCUGUUUCAUGAUACGGGUAUGCUUGUCAUCAGGAAGAACUAGGGAGUUUUUUUUAGGAUAAAAAUAAACAGAACAAAGCUAAGCACAGGCAAAAUCCUAGAGGAAAACCUGGUUCCGUCUGCUUUCCAACAGACACUGGGAAAUUCAACUUUCAGCAGGACAAUAACCUAAAACACAAAGUCCAAAUAUAAACGGGAGUUGCUCACCAAGAGGACGUUGAACGUUCGUGAGUGGCCUCGUUACAGUUUUGACUUAAAUCGUCUUGAAAAUCUAUGGCAAGACUUGAAAAUGUCUGUCUAGCAAUGAUCAACAACCAACUUGAAGAAUUUAAAACAUAAUAAUGGGCAAAUAUUGUACAAUCCAGGUGUGCAAAGCUCUAAUAGACUUACCCAGAAAGGUGCCAAAGAAAUAAGACCCAAGGGGGUGUGGUAUAUGUCCAAUAUACCACAGCUAAAGCUUGUUCUUAGGCACGUGCCUGGACACAGCCCUUAGCCGUGGUAUAUUGGCCAUAUAUCACAAACCCCUGAGCUGCCUUUUUUGCUAUUAUAAACUGAUUACCGACGUAAUUAGAGCAGUAAAAAUAAAUGUUUUGUCAUACCCGUGGUAUAUGGUCUGAUAUACCACGUCUGUCAGCCAAUCAGCAUUCAGGGCUCGAACCACCCAGUCUAUAACAUGUAUUGACUCAGGGGGUUGAAUACUUACGUAAUCAUGAAAUAUUAGUGUUUUAUUUUUCAUUAAUUAUUUACAAAUGUUCUCAUUUUUCUUCCACUUUGACAUUGCAGAGUAUUUUGUGUAGAUUGUUGACAAAAAUGUACAAUUAAAUCAAUUUUAAUCCCACCUUGUAACACAACAAAAUGUGGAAAAAGUCAAGGGGUGUAAAUACUUUCUGAAGGAACUGUUCAUAUUGCAAUGUAGUUGUUUUAAAAUGUUAUCAUGAACUAGACCAGGGAUUCCCAAAUUCAGUUCUGGGUUACAGCCUUCUUCUCUGAGCUGGUGGUGAGCAUCCUGGCUCAGAACAGGUCUAUCUCCUACCCUACAUGCUACCUCCAGUCUCUGCUCAUCCACCUGUACGGAGCUAGCUCCUUAACUAUCCUGAAUGCCAUGGCUUAUGACAGGUAUAUCUGCUGUCCAAGAAAGCGAAGGUAACCUGCCUAAAUGACGACCGCCCUGUAGCACUCACGUCUGUAGCCAUGAAGUGCUUUGAAAGGCUGGUCAUGACUGACAUCAACACCAGUGUGAGAAUGCUGUUCCUUGACUACAGCUCAGCAUUUAACACCAUAGUGCCCACAAUGCUCAUCACUAAGAUAUGGACCCUGGGACUAAAAACCUCCCUCUGCAACUGGAUCCUGGACUUCCUGACGGGCCACCCCCAGGAGGUAAAGGUAAGCAACAACACAUCUGCCACGCUGAUCCUCAACACUGGGGCCCAUCAGGGGUGCGUGCUUAGUCCCCUUCUGUACUCCCUGUUCACCCACGACUGUGUGGCCAAGCAACACCAUUAUUAUGUUUGCUGAUGACACAACAGUGGUAGGCCUGAUCACCGACAAAGAUGAGACAACCUAUAGGGAGGAGGUCAGAGACCUGGCAGUGUGGUGCCAAGACAACAACCUCUCCCUCAAUGUGAGCAAGACAAAGGAGCUGAUCGUGGACUACAGGAAAAUGAGGGCCAAACAGGCCCAAUUAACAUCGACAAGGCUGUAGUGGAGCGGGUCGAGAGUUUCAAGUUCCUUGGUGUCCACAUCACCAACAAACUAUCAUGGUCCAAACACACCAAGACAGUCGUGAAGAGGGCACGACAACCCUCAGGAGACUGAAAAGAUUUGGCAUGGGUCCUCAGAUCCUCAAAAGGUUCUACAGCUGCACCAUCAAGAGUAUCCUGACCGGUUGCAUCACCGCCUGGUAUGGCAAUUCCUCGGCCUCCGACCGCAAGGCACUACAGAGGGUAGUACGUACGGCCCAGUUCAUCACUGGGGCCAAGCAUCCUGCCAUUCAGGACCUAUAUAUUAGACGGUGUCAGAGGAAAGGCCAAAAAAAUUGUCAAAGACUCCAGUCACCCAAGUCAUAGACUGUUCUCUCUGCUACCGCACGGCAAGCGGUACCGGAGCAUGAAGUCUAGGUCCAAAAGGCUCCUUAAUAGAUUCUACCCCCAAGCCAUAAGACUGCUGAAUAAUUAAUCAAAUGUCCACCCGGACUAUUUGCAUUGACAUCCCCCCACCUUUUGAUUUUACACUGCUGCUACUCGCUGUUUAUUAUCUAUGCAUAGUCACUUUACCCCUACCUACAUGUACAAAUGACCUGGACUAACCUGUACACCCGCACAUUGACUCGGUACCGGUACCGGUACCCCCUGUACAUAGCCUCGUUAUUGUUGUGUUACUUUUUAUUACAUUUUUUACUUUUAUUUAUUUAGUAAAUAUUUUCUUUAAUCUAUUUCUUUAACUGUAUUGUUGGUUAAUGGCUUGUAAGUAAGCAUUUCACGGUAAGGUCUACACCUGUUGUAUUCAGCGCAUGUUACAAAUACAAUUAGAUAUUUUUUUAGUCACAAUAACUUGAUGAAAAUCAUAAUUUUCAUGUGGCUCUUGGUCAUUACACUGACUGUGGUUCUGCUGGCUCUAGUCACUCACUUCAAAAUCUGCAGAACGACAAUAGUGGAUAUGUUUUGUAACAAUCCGUCAUUGGUGAGGCUCAUUUGUGAUGACACACGUAUAAACAACUACUAUGGGUUGUUUAUAACAGCCAUCUUUCAGGAUGUAACGUUGAUAGUGGUUAUAUUUACAUAUAUCCAGAUCCUGCUCACCUGUGUUAUGAAUAAGUCGUCUGAUGCCCGGAGAAAGGCCAUUCAGACAUGUGGUACACAUCUUGUAGUGUUGUUAUUCUUAGAGUUCAACACCUGUUUUAGCUCAUCGAUUUUAGCAUCGAUCAGCUCCUUCUCUGAGAAGGGCUUUGUAGUAUCAGUUAUAAUACAUGGGCUUUAGACCGUUUUUAAGGCCUUCCAAAAUAAAAGAAAGACAUGCUCCUUUGUAAAUCACAUGGAUUAUGUUAGAGAGGCUUCCAUUAAAGAACAUCCUCUGUGUUCUGUUAGACAGGUAACUCUCGAUCCGCAAUAUAGCAGGGGAUGUAAAGCCAUAACACAUUCAUUUGUCCAGCAUUAUGACCUGUGUCAAAAGCUGCACUGAAGUCGUAACAAAACAGCUCCCACAAUCUUCUUAUUAUAAAUUUUUCAGCUUCCUGAGUCGGUUUCUGCCUGAGUUGCCUGUUUUCUGUCCUGGAGUCUUUUUUCCUGAGUUUCCUAACGCACCCUGUCUGGUUGCCGGGCGACGAAGCAAGGCGGGAGAUCUCUCUAUUACACGCACCUGCAUCUCAUCAGCUAUCUGCACACCUGGUCCUGAUCAUCACCUCUCCACUUCAUAAGCUCUGACCUGACAUCCAUUCCCUGCCGGAUCGUUAGCCACGAACAGUAUGUUGUGCCUGCGUAUCAGCCUCAGAUUACUUUUUGCUUGCUGUGAACUCACCUUCGUUUCCUCUGUCUACAGUUACUCUCCCGGAAUAUUCACUCCACCUCUGCCUGGUCGUCUGUGGCUUCAGAAACAUCAUUGGCUCUGCCCAUUCACUCCCACCAACUAACCUCCGCUGCCCGCUCCGUCACCUGGAUUCUCCUGCUUCCACAUUUAAGUCUUUAAAUAAAUACUCACCUUCAUUCAACUCACCUUGUCCUGGUCUGCUUCUGGGUUCCGCUUUAGAGAAUCGUGACACAUUUUCUCUCAGCCAGUCACCAAUUUGUGUAAGUGCCGUACAUGUUGAAUGCCCUUCCCUAUUAGCGUGCUGAAAGUCUGUUGUUAGCUAUUUGAUUAAUAAUUUUAGGACCAGUUAAGGUAUCAAAAAACUAUAACAACGUUAUUUGAUAAAACAUUGAAUUUGGCCAUGCUGCUAUUAGCCCAUAGAAAUGCAUUGAAUAACAGCUUCAUAUACUGAACAAAACAUAAACGCAACAUGUAAAGUUUUAGUUCCAUGUUUAAUGAGCUGAAAUUUAAAGAUCCCAGAAAUGUUCCAUAUGCACAAAAAGCUUAUUGCUCUCAAAUUCUGGGCACAAAUUUGAUUACAGCCCUGUUUGUGAGUCUUUUUGCUUUGCCAAGAUAAUCCAUCCACCUGACAGGUGUGGCAUAUCAAGCAGCUGAUUAAACAGCAUGAUCAUUACACAGGUGCACCUUGUGUGGGGACAAUAAAAUGCCACUCUAAAAUGUGCAGUUUUGUCACACAACACAAUGCCACAGAUAUCUCAAGUCUUGGGGGAGCAUGCAACUGGCCUGCUGACUGCAGGAUUGUCCAACAGAGCUGUUAACAAUGAAUUGAAUGUUCAUUUCUCUACCAUGAGCUGCCUCUAACAUCAUUUUAGAGAAUUUAUCAGUACGUCCAACCGGCCUCACAACGGCAGACCGUGUGUAACCACGCCAGCCCAGGACCUCCACAUCAGGCUUCUUCACCUGUGGGAUCGUCUGAGACCAGCCACCCGGACAGCUGAUGAAACUGUGGUUUUGCAUAACCGAAUAGUUUCUGCACAAACUGUCAGAAACCAUCUCAGGGAAGCUCGUCUGUGUGCUCGUCGUCCUCACCAUCGAUGGCCACUUGCACGCUGGAGAAGUGUGCUCUUCACGGAUGAAUCCAAGUUUGUACUGUACUGGUCAGAUGGCAGACAGUGUGCAUGGCAUCGUGUGGGCAAAUGGUUUCCUGAUGUGAACAGAGUGCCCCAUGGUGGCGGUGGGGUUAUGGUACGGGCAGGCAUAAGCUACUGACAACUAACAUUUAGCAUUUUAUCAAUGGCAAUUUGAAUGCACAGAGAUACCGUGAUGAGAUCCUGAGGCCCAUUGUCGUACCAUUCAUCCACCACCAUCGCCUCAUGUUUCAGCAUGAUAAUGCACGACCUGGCAUGGCCCCAUGUCCCAAGGAUCUGUACACCAUUUCUGGAAGCUGAAAAUGUCCCAGUUCUUACAUGGCCUGCAUACUCAUCAGACAUGUCAGCAAUCGAGCAUGUUUGGGACGCUCUGGAUCGACGUGUAUGACAGCGGACUGAUUUUUCUUGGGAUUAUUUGUUUAUGCUAAUAAGAUUACCUCGGGGGCGUGGACAUAGACUGUAAGGUUUACUAAGGGUUGGUAACAGGCUGAAUGGUCAACUGUUUGAGCCAGUAAAGUGUGCUUUGCUAUUCGCUGACUUUACGGAAUUCUAAAUUACAAUGCUUGUCUUUCAUCAUUUGGUCAGUUAUGCAUGGAUGUGUAGGUUCAGAAUUUGUAGUUGGCAUGUAAUUCCUAAAUUUGCUAAUCUUGCCAAUGAAAAAGUCAUUAAAGUAGUUGGCAAUAUUUACAUUUACAUCAUUUAGCAGACGCUCUUAUCCAGGGCGACUUACAAAUUGGUGCAUUCAACUUAUGAUAGCUAGUGGAACAACCAAAUUUAGAAGGAUUACUUUAUACUAUUCCAGGUAUUCCUUAAGGAGGUAGGGUUUCAACUGUCUCCGGAAGGUGGUCAGUGACUCCGCUGUCCUGGCAUCGUGGGGGAGCUUGUUCCCACCAUUGGGGUGCCAGAGCAGUAAAUAGCUUUGACUGGGUUGAGCGGGAACUGCGCUUCCGUAGAGGUAGGGGAGCUAGCAGGCCAGAGGUGGAUGAACGUAGUGCCCUCGUUUGGGUGUAGGGUCUGAUCAGAGCCUGAAGGUAAGGAGGUGCCGUUCCCCUCACAGCUCCGUAGGCAAGCACCAUGGUCUUGUAGUAGAUGCGAGCCUCAACUGGAAGCCAGUGGAGUGUGCGGAGGAGCGGGAUGACAUGAGAGAACUUGGGAAGGUUGAACACCAGACGGGUUGCAGCGUUCUGGAUGAGUUGUAAGGGUUUAAUGGCACAGGCAGGGAGCCCAGCCAACAGCGAGUUGCAGUAAUCCAGACGGGAGAUGACAAGUGCCUGGAUUAGGACCUGUGCCGCUUUCUGUGUAAGGUAGGGUCGUACUCUGCGAAUGUUGUAGAGCAUGAACCUGCAGGAUUGUGUCACCGCUUUGAUGUUAGCGGAGAACGACAGCGUGUUGUCCAGGGUCACGCCAACGUUCUUUGCACUCUGGGAGGAGGACACAAUGGAGUUGUCAACCGUGAUGGCGAGAUCAUGGAGUGGGCAGUCCUUCCCCGGGAGGAAGAGCAGCUCCGUCUUGCCGAGGUUCAGCUUGAGGUGGUGAUCCGACAUCCACACUGAUAUGUCUGCCAGACAUGCAGAGAUGCGAUUCGCCACCUGGUUAUCAGAAGGGGGAAAAGGAGAAAUGUAAUUGUGUGUCGUCUGCGUAGCAAUGAUAGGAGAGACCAUGUGAGGAUAUGACAGAGCCAAGUGUCUUGGUGUAUAGAGAGAAUAGGAGAGGGCCUAGAACUGAGCCCUGGGGGACACCAGUGGUGAGAGCACGUGGUGCGGAGACAGAUUCUCGCUACGCCACCUGGUAGGAGCGACCUGUCAGGUAGGACGCAAUCCAAGAGUGAGCAGCGCCGGAGAUGCCCAACUCGGAGAGGGUGGAGAGGAGGAUCUGAUGGUUCACAGUAUCAAAGGCAGCAGAUAGGUCUAGAAGGAUAAGAGCAGAGGAGAGAGCGUUAGCUUUAGCAGUGCAGAGAUCCUCCGUGACACAGAGAAGAGCAGUCUCAGUUGAAUGACCAGUCUUGAAACCUGACUGGUUUGGAUCAAGAAGGUAAUUCUGAGAGAGAUAGCAGGAGAGUUGGCUAGAGAUGGCAUGCUCAAGAGUUUUGGAGAGAAAAGAAAGAAGGGAUACUGGUUUCUAGUUGUUGACAUCGGAGGGAUCGAGUGUAGGUUUUUUGAGGAGGGGUGCAACUCUCGCUCUCUUGAAGUGGGUUUUGUGAUGAAUGAGCCAUCUGAUUCAAUGAAGGAUGGAGCUGAUUUCUCCUUUUUGACCAACAUUUAAUUUAAGGUGCUCCAAAGCUUUUUAUUAUUAUCCUUCAUAUCAUAUAUCUUUGUUUCAUAGUAUAGUUUCUUCUUCUUUUUGUUCAGUAUAAUCCCGAUUUCUCAGUUAACAGUAUGUUUGCCAAUCGGCUGUGCAGCCAGACUUAUUUGCCAUUCCUUUUGACUCAUCCCUCUCAUCUCUAUCAUCCACAGGGAUUGAACAGUUUUCACAGUCAUGUUCUUAAUGAUUGCAUGCUUAUUAGUAACUGGAAUAAGCAAUUUCAUAAAUGUGUCAAGUGCAGCAUCUGGUUGCUCCUCAUUACACACCACAGACCAGCUAAUAUUCUUUAUAUCUUCAACAUGGGAACCACUACAAAAUAUUGUGUAUGACCUCUUAUACACUAUAUUAGGACCAGCCUUUGGAAAUGUGGUUUUCCUAGAUAUGGCUACUAUAUUAUGAUCACUACAUCCGAUGGAUCUGGAUACUGCUUUAGAGCAGAUUUCUGCAGAAUUAGUGAAGGAUGUGAUGAAUACAUGUGCAUGAUUUCAUUCCUCUUCUGUUUGUAAAUACCCUGGUAGGUUGACUGAUAACCUGAACCAGGUUGCAGGCACUGCUUACAGUUUGAAAAUGUUUCUUGAGUGGACUGAAAGCCAGUCAAUAUUUAUGUCACCCAGAAAAUAUACCUCUGUUGAUAUCACAUACAUACAUUAUGACGCAUUUCACACAUAUUAUCCAGAUAUGACUGUUAGCACUUGAUGGUCUAUAGCAACUUCCCAGAAUAAUGGGUUUAGGUGAGGCAGAUGAAGCUGUAGCCGUAUUACUUCAACAACAUUUGAUAUGAGAUCCACUAAGCUUUACAGAAAUAUCACUCUGAAUAUAAACCACAACACCAUUUCUGUUAGCAUUUCUGUCUUUUCUAUAGAUGUUAUAACCAUGUAUUGCUAGCACUGUAUCAUCAAAGGUAUGAUCCAAUUGAGUUUCAGAGAUAGUUAGCAUAUGAAUGUUAUUUGUUAGUAGCAAGUUCUCGAUUUUCAGUAUUACUUUAGUGAGUGAAACAGGAUGCAUGUAUUGCAAUAUUUUUAUUCUGUACAGGCUUCCUUUUCACUCUGUCAAUUACGUUAGUAUUGUGGAGUAACUACAAUGUUGUUGAUCAGUGGACGCUGCUGGGAGGAGGACGGCUCAUAAUAAUGGCUGGAAAGGAGUGAUUGGAAUGGCAAUUUUGCGGGUAUUUUUUCCUAUAACAUUUUGAUUGAAUGUUUUACUGUUUUCUAAAUGUACAAUUUCUUUUCUACUUUGGCCUCUAUUCAAUCUGUAAAGCUGAAGCGUUAAAGAUUCUGUAAAAGUAAUAUGCAGGCAGCGUUUACGCUGAAUGCUGUCUCCGCUAAAGCAGAACCAUUACCUAUACAUUUCAAUCACACAGUAAAGCUGAACUUCCGUGGUACUGAUUGAAUAGAGCCUUUUGUAAUUUUGGGCAAUUUUGAAAGCAUUGUAAUUAAUAUGUGCUGAUGUUGUGAUUUUACAAUAAAGCCUUUUCAUAGGUCAUUACUGGCGUCAGAAAGAAAGUGAAAUGUUUAUUUCUGUUAACGUUUAAAAUAUACGUGAGUACUGUCUUGCAUGUACAGAAUGUCUUCAUAGAUCACAUAGCCAACGACGUACAGUAGACAGUAAUUUACCACAAUAGAACAUCAUUAUGUAUUUAGAUACAGUAAUUAAUACAUCAUCAUGCAAUCAUCCCAACAACCAAUCACUUAGUCUUGAGUUACGUCAGAAUGUGUGAGUGGUUCUCUGGGAUUACUGUCACAUGAAUCUGUCUCCUUUAAAUAACAUUCUACUGCACAAGGAGUUGGGGCUUUAUUUCUGCUAGUGCCACAGCUCUCUCCAAACUAGUUUAGAAAGAUUGACAACAUAAUAGCAGGGUAUUGUUUGACAGAACGUAACAGACAGGUAAACCCUCAGGUAAGCUAUACCACUCAUCUGAAUAACGUGCCGUAUACUUACAUACACAUUGCUUUAAUGCAGAGUACAUGUUAAAUUAAAGACAAUAUAUGUUUAAAAUUAUAAACUACAAUAUACAGUGACUGAAUACAACCAAUCUGAAAAUUCAGUUAAUAUGUUAAUAAGAACCCUACAGUAAGCUAGACUGGAACUGACUAGCUUUAGAUACGAUUUUGCUAGUAUUGAGUCAGAUUUGCAUACCAAGUAGUUUAAUAGCACUUUGAAAUAUGUACAUAAGAUUUGCUUUUCUUCCUUUACAGGUAUUUGAUGAUGGCGGGCCAGACUCUUAAUCAGACAUUCAGUUACAACCUGCAGAUUGCCAGUUUUGACAUCCCUACCCCAGUGAACUACCCUGUGUUCACCAUGGGUCUCCUGCUCUAUCUGUUCUCUGUCUUCUGUAACCUCACCAUCAUGCUGUUGAUCAUCACACAGAAGACUCUCCACAAGCCCAUGUUUUACAUCCUCUUCAGUCUCCCCCUGAAUGACCUGAUAGGAAUCAGCGCUAUGCUACCGAGGGUGUUGGCAGACAUCGUGACACAGACUCACUCUGUGUACUACCCCACAUGUGUUUUUCAAGCCUUUCUUUGUCACAUGUACGGAGGUGGUGUGCUUUUUGUACUUGCAGCGAUGUCAAUUGAUAGAUAUUUUGCCAUUUGCAAACCACUGCAAUACCCCUCAAUCAUGACACCUUUUACACUAUGUGUCAUUAUAUCAGCUGCUUGGGGCCUUGACCUGGCCAUGAUACUGACCCUGUUUGCUCUUCAGUCCAGAGUUAAGAGGUGCAAGGCUUACAUACUAAAUAUCAAUUGUGACAACCCCUCUCUACUUCGCCUCUCAUGUGGAGAAGAUCUCACAGUUAACAACAUUUAUGGUUUGGCUAUGACAGCGGUUAUGCAGAUUAUCAGUGUGGGUAUUCAGCUUUUUUCCUAUAUUAACAUUCUUGUAAUAUGCAUAAUUAAUCGACAAUCUGACACCAAGAGCAAGGCUGUAAACACCUGUGUCGCUCAGCUAGUAACAUUUUUCCUUUUUGAAUUUACUACCACCUUUGUAAUACUGUCAUAUCGCUUUCAGAACAUACCUCCUAAUGCACAGAAACUGUGUGGUAUGAUGAUCUACCUUCUCCUGCCAAUUAUUAAUCCAAUUAUAUAUGGGAUGAAAACAAGGGACAUCAGAACAGCAUUUUUCAUGGUGGUGAGAAAAAAAAUAAUAGCGUUCACGUGA